Molecule: messenger RNA, 633 nt
Organism: Cladophialophora carrionii CBS 160.54
Lineage: Eukaryota; Fungi; Ascomycota; Eurotiomycetes; Chaetothyriales; Herpotrichiellaceae
Exons: 2
Coding region: 1-633 (210 amino acids)
Source: RefSeq, a predicted model, not a curated record
AUGGACUCUACAAGGCUUAGGAAAGCCUUCAAGUACCCCUCUGAUGACGACGGAGACGGGUCGCAGGAGGCCAUGGACGAAGAAGAACAAGAGCUUCUUUUACAAAACCUUCAGGCAUCAGAGACGUCGACAAAUGAGAUCUACACCACGGUGUUCACAUGUCUUCCGCUCGUCAUCCUCCUGCCGUUUCUAUGGUAUCUAUCCAAAUCAACCUCAGGAACAAUGGUUCUCCUAUGUCUGUUGGGCAUCACCUCGCUCAUCUCCAGUGCCUACAUAAUGUACAUGGUACCUGUUUCGACACCCCUAGGGUCUUUGUCCAACCUUCCACGAAUCGCGUCAUCUGCUCGGCAGCGACGGAAUUACAGCGGUUCUCAGACACCCUUCCUCUUGACUUCUGAUCAAAGCCCCAUCAACCAGUACUUACCCUACCUCAACGCAUUCAUCUGCGCAUUGUUGUUCCUUGCUUCUUGGGGUUAUUGGUCGCGGAGUGAUGUGCCAGAGGGUCUGUGGCUGUUUCUACUGCUUCCGGGUGUUAUUUUUGGGAUGGUCUUCAUGGCGAAGCGGAGUAUGGCGGAGAUUGAGACCGGGUUGAGCGAGCUGCGUGGGAUGCGAUAUCAAUACAAAGGGGCGUGA